UGCGAGAUCCUGUAUCAUCAGCUGCUGCGGUGCUCGUCGUAAACGUCACACUUGCCGAGGCGCUCCUUUGAGCGCACGAUGAACUGCUACGUGGUUGACACGCGGCACCGGUGGCUGUCGCUUUGAAGUGAGUGCGACGGCUUAACUGUUGACAAUGGCCCGGUGAAGUCGCUCGCAGUCGAAGUCUUUCGCUGCUGUCGUCGCAUCGGCCUUAGGUGAGCAGGUGGAUGACGGCCGCAGACAUGGCGUGGUCUUCAUCCCUGAAGAACACCAUCAACCUGGGCAACAGCAUCAUAGGGGUCAGCAUACUCGCCAUGCCCUACUGCUUCGAGAAGUGCGGCAUAGUGUUGAGUUCGUUACUCCUGCUAGUCAGUGGCCUGCUGACGCGCAUGACCUGCCAUCUGCUCCUCAAGUCUGCCAUCACGGCCAGGCGUCGAAACUAUGAGUUCCUAGCUUUCCACACGUUUGGACCAACCGGCAAGCUGGUCGUUGAAAUCGGCAUCCUGGGCUUUCUGCUGGGCAGCUGCGUGGCUUUCUUUGUGGUGAUGGGAGACCUGGCUCCUCCGCUGGCCUCGGACUUCUUCCUGCUCGAGGCAUCCCCGCGGCUGCGGCUGACCGUGCUGCUGCUGCUGGGAACCUGUGUGGGGCUGCCCCUGGGUCUGCUGCGCAACCUGGACAGCCUGACCUCCCUGUCCGCCCUCUCCCUGGGAUUCUACUGCCUGCUUGUGCUCAAGGUGUUUCUGGAGAGCUUCCCGGUGCUGUGGUCUGGUGCCUGGUGGGACCGGGUGGUCUUGUGGCGGCACGAGAACCUGCUGUCGGUGUUGCCCAUCUUCGCCAUGGCUCUCUCCUGUCAGCCGCAACUCUUCGAAAUUUUCGACACGGUGAAUGAGCCGUCUUUGAAGCGCAUGAACUCGGUAGUCAACGGUGCAGUCCAGAUGUGCUCCAUGGUCUACAUCAUGAUGGGCUUCUUUGGGUACGUGGCGUUCUGCGGGGGCGGUGGCCCCCUGCCAGGCAACGUGCUCAUCCGCCUGGGUUCCUCCCUGGCCUCUGAGUUCAUCAAGCUUGGCUUUGUGGCCACCCUCGUGGUGUCCUUCCCGCUCUGCCUGUUCCCCUGCCGCACCAGCCUGCACUCGCUGCUCUUCAAGCGGGGUAGCAAGUUCCAUGACCCUUCGUACGACUACAUCCCCGACGGCCAGUUUCGGCUGCUUACGGUGUUGCUGGUGGGAGCCACCUUGGCCACGGCGUGCCUGGUGCCCAACAUCGAGAUCGUGCUGGGACUGACAGGGUCCACCAUUGGCACGCUCAUCUGUGUCAUCAUGCCCGCCCUUGUGUUCACCCGCGUCCAACCGAAGAGCACCAAUGAACGCCUGGUUGCCAAGUUCCUGUCCUGGGCGGGUCUCUGCAUCAUGAUUGGCUGCACGAUGACCACGCUGAGCCAGGUGCGUCCCCCGGACCGAGGCUCCGCCCCCAGCCGCUUGAACCCGUUGGCCGUGGUGGUCUCGAGACCGGCUCCUCUGCUUCGGUAA
This is a messenger RNA of Rhipicephalus sanguineus (brown dog tick), 1526 nucleotides long. Its product is annotated as putative sodium-coupled neutral amino acid transporter 10. The transcript is spliced from 11 exons. Bases 228 to 1526 code for a protein of 432 amino acids. NCBI's taxonomy places the organism in Eukaryota, Metazoa, Arthropoda, Arachnida, Ixodida, Ixodidae. Gene Ontology annotation, biological process: amino acid transmembrane transport. The record is from RefSeq and is a predicted model, not a curated record. Gene Ontology annotation, molecular function: amino acid transmembrane transporter activity.